AUUCGAAUAAUCAAAACAAAAUAGGAAAAUAAAGAAAUUUGAAAAUCAAUUGGUUUUACACUUAAGUGCAGAAGUCAACACGAAAAUUCAAAUUAUUUUGUUACCUGUCGUUUGAAAUCGAUAACUUUGAUAUAAUAUAUUUUAAAUAUGUGUUUCUUUGGGAUAGUAACGCGAAUCUUGAUCAUUGUCUUUGGUAUACUUCUGCCCGCCCGCUACACCCACAAGGCACUUGGCACGAACGAGUUGAUCGAAUGGGCCAAAUAUUGGAUUGUCUAUGCGUGGCUCGUGAUCAUCGAGCUGUUUGGCGAUGCAUUCUUCAACUGGCUGCCCUUGUAUAUGGAGACAAAGCUGCUGCUUGUGCUCUGGCUAGUUAUCUCGGCACCCCAGGCCAGCGUCUGGGUCUUCGAUGCGAUUCUGAACCCGUUGAUGAAACGCUACAUGCCACGAAUCGAUUAUUUUCUUAUGCACGGCAAGCGAAAUAUGCUGGGCGAUGCCAUAAACUACAUUACGAAGUUAUGCGUUCACUUCUUGGACACAGUAUUGCCUUUCGUUACUCAUCUAUGUAGAAGACAAUCUAUGAUGCCAGCCCAGAAUGACAUGAACGUCGCAGACUUAGCUGCCGCGGCGAGCAAUCCAUCGUUUCAUGAAAGGGAUACGAAUGAAGAUACAUUCAAUGGCCCAAUGUGCAACACACACUCAAACACAACGAUAGCGGAGCAAAAGAAAUUUUCAAAUCUGUCGCUACCAGACCUGAAUGCCAAGCUGCCCAAUAAGCCAAAUAGAGCUCCACGCAUUCCACAGAACCGGCCACCAUUCGUGCAGGACAUCUCCAAUGACGAGUCGUGUCAGUAUGAAGAUCCUCUUGCAGGCAUGGAGGACUUGAUGAAAUGCAAUGAAAUGCAAACUCACGCGAUGCCCAUGCGAAAGGACAUCCGACGUCGCAUUUAAUAGAGCUUCUCAGCUUUCGAGCACAAUCGAGCGGCACUUGUAUUUCAAUAAAUUCUUUGUUAAACAAGCCCACACAUUAUUACUCGACGUGCGAAUUGGCACGCAAUGCUGCGUCAAUAAACAUUUUUUGAGUCUUA
Molecule: messenger RNA, 1085 nt
Organism: Drosophila hydei
Lineage: Eukaryota; Metazoa; Arthropoda; Insecta; Diptera; Drosophilidae
Product: receptor expression-enhancing protein 2
Exons: 1
Coding region: 148-948 (266 amino acids)
Biological process (GO): endoplasmic reticulum tubular network organization
Cellular component (GO): endoplasmic reticulum tubular network; endoplasmic reticulum membrane; cytoplasmic microtubule
Molecular function (GO): microtubule binding
Source: RefSeq, a predicted model, not a curated record